UCCAAGUCGUCUGUUAAGCGUUGACCACAAGUUUUUUUCUUUUAAUACUUCCACUUUUUUUCAGAUUACCAUGCUCAUGAUUGUGGGAAUUAUAGCAGAAUAAAAACUAGUAAAGCAUGGUUAAUAUAAUAGCUUCUCAGUUUUUUAUAUAUUUCUUUUUCAUUCCUGCUAUCGCAUCUGCAGCUGAUACUAUAACUGCAAAUCAAUCUCUCUCUGGAGACCAGACAAUUAUCUCUAGCGAUGAACAUUUUGAACUGGGCUUCUUUAGACCAGGUAACUCUUCCAACUAUUACAUAGGAAUUUGGUACACAAAAGUCUCAACAGUACCACCAACAGUAGUGUGGGUAGCGAAUAGAGAAACACCCAUCUCUGAUAGAUUCUCUUCUGAAUUGAAAAUCAUAGAUGGUAACUUGGUGCUUUUAAAUGAGUCAAAAACCCAAAUUUGGUCAACAAACAUGAGUUCUACUACUAGACCUGCAUCAGUAGUUCUUGGUGAUGAUGGUAAUUUAGUAUUAAGAUAUGGAUCUAUUUCUAGCCCACCAAUUUGGCAAAGUUUUGAUCAUCCGACACAUACUUUCUUGCCUGGUGGUAAGUUGAGAUACGACAAGCGUACAAACACAAGCCAGGUUCUUACUUCAUGGAGAAAUGCGGAGGAUCCUGGGAUGGGACUCUUUUCUUUAGAGCUUGACCACAAUAAUAAGCAGUUUCUGAUCAAGUGGAAUAGAUCUGUAGAGUAUUGGACUAGUGGAAGUUGGAAUGAUCAAGAUAAACUCUUUAGCUUAGUACCUGAAAUGAGAAUGAAUUAUAUCUAUAAUUUCAGCUAUGUCGAUAAUGAAAACGAGAGUUAUUUCACUUAUUCUUUAUACAAUCCUUUAAUUAUUUCAAGAUUUAUUAUAGACUUCUCAGGGCAGACUAAACAGCUGUCAUGGUUGGACAGCUUCGGGCAGUGGAAUUUGUUUUGGUCUCAACCAAAAGAUUUAUGUGAUGUUUAUGGUGGGUGUGGAGCAUUUGGUGUUUGCAAUCAGCAGAUGUUGCCAUCCUGUAAUUGCUUGACAGGUUUCGAGCCUAGAUCGCCAAGUGAUUGGAAUCUCGGUGGUUUCUUUGGUGGGUGUGUGAGAAAAACUGAAUUAUCUUGUAGUGGCAAGACUGAGAAACCCAUGUUCAUCUUAAGUUAUGUUGAAAAAAGUUUUCUUUCUUCAUUUCCUGAAAAUGAAGCCCUGCAAAUAGAUGAAACAGAGUGCAGAAGUUCUUGCUUGGAUUACUGCAUUUGUAAUGCAUAUACUUUUAUCUCCAACAUAUGUCGGCAUUGGUAUAGUGAAAACAUGAAUAAGAUAUCACUUGUGCUCUUUUCAAACGAAUCAAAUCUAGACAAGAUCUACAUCAAAGUUUCUUCAUCUGAUCAUCACAAAAGCAAUGCCAAAGUGCUUGUAGCAGGGAUCAUUUCAGGGUGUUUGGGUCUUGUGUUUCUUUGCAGCAUUGGUGUUAUAUACUACAGAAGGAUGAUAAGUCGGGAUCGAGGGGUACUGAAUGAAGAAGAUAGAAAAGGUCUUGAUGUACCUUUCUUUGAAUUUAAAAGAAUAUUAUCUGCCACUGAGAAUUUUUCACUUGCAAAUAAACUUGGACAGGGGGGAUUCGGCCCUGUUUACAAGGGAACUUUCCCCGGAGGAGCAGAAAUGGCCGUGAAGAGGUUGUCGAGUCAGUCUGGACAAGGUUUAAAGGAAUUCAAAAACGAGGUAUUAUUAAUUGCCAAACUUCAACAUCGUAAUCUUGUUAGGCUCUUGGGAUACAGCAUGAAGAACCAGGAAAUGAUACUACUCUAUGAAUACAUGCCUAAUAAAAGCUUGGAUCGUUUCAUAUUUGAUAGGACACUUUGUAUAAAUCUUGACUGGGCGUUACGCUUUGAUAUUAUUAUGGGAAUUGCUAGAGGACUUCUCUAUCUUCACCAAGAUUCACGGUUGAGGAUUAUUCACAGAGAUUUGAAAGCAAGCAAUGUGUUAUUAGAUGAGGAUAUGAAUCCCAAGAUAUCAGACUUCGGUUUGGCAAAGAUAGUUAAAGGCAGAGAUACAGAAGCUAGCACCACCAGAGUUAUUGGCACCUAUGGCUAUAUGGCCCCAGAAUACGCACUAAAUGGGUUCUUCUCAGUAAAAUCAGAUGUUUAUAGCUUUGGGGUAAUCGUACUUGAAAUUAUCAGUGGGAAAAGAAACACAGGUUAUUAUCAGAAUCAACAAGCCUUCAGCCUUGUAUCAUAUGCUUGGGGCUUGUGGAAAGAGAAAAAGCCAUUAGAUUUACUAGAUUCAGCACUAGCUGAAUCAUGCAAUUCGAUUGAAGUGUUGAGAUGUAUGAUCAUUGGGUUGUUGUGCGUACAAGAAGACCCUGAAGAUCGGCCUACCAUGACAAAUGUGCUGCUUAUGAUGGGGAUGGAUAUUGAGAGCCUCCCAGAUCCUAAAGAACCGGCUUUUGUUUCUAAAGCGCGCUCUCAUAGUUCACCGUCAUAUGUGAAUGAAUCAGAGAUCAAUCAGUUGACUGUUACCCAACAAGAAGGACGAUAAAAAAGGUAGCUAGGUCAAUCAUCUUCCGUCCACCAUAUCAUUUAUGUCACACCUUGUUCCGAAAGGUGCUAGAUCAGUCAUGUUACCCAACACCCUUUCAUUAUCAGUAAAUGUUUGUAAUAAUAGUUGACUUGCUAAGUACUGUAAAAGGAAGGAAAGAAAGAAUAACUAUUUUGAUUGUCAAUGGAAAGUUGACCAAAGUAAUAAGAAAGAAGUUUGAGGGGCUUA
Molecule: messenger RNA, 2777 nt
Organism: Helianthus annuus (common sunflower)
Lineage: Eukaryota; Viridiplantae; Streptophyta; Magnoliopsida; Asterales; Asteraceae
Product: G-type lectin S-receptor-like serine/threonine-protein kinase At4g03230
Exons: 7
Coding region: 117-2549 (810 amino acids)
Biological process (GO): recognition of pollen; protein phosphorylation
Molecular function (GO): ATP binding; protein serine/threonine kinase activity
Source: RefSeq, a predicted model, not a curated record